AUGCCGAAGCCAAUAGCUGAUUUUACUCAGCAGGAGAAUGUCUUGAUAAUGGAUGAGCUGUCAUAUGACAAAGAUCAGUUAAAGGCUGAUCAUGAUCUGGAUUUUAUAAAAAUGACAGGCGAGCAAAGAGAGAUUUAUGAUGAGGUGCUUAGUGCUGUCUUAGAAAAGAAAGGAGGCGUUUUUUUUGUCUAUGGCUUUGGUGGAACUGGGAAAACAUUUUUGUGGAGAUUGUUGUCUGCUGCUAUUAGAUACAGAGGAGAAAUCUGUUUGAAUGUUGCAUCAAGUGGGAUAGCUUCGCUGCUACUACCAGGGGGAAGGACAGCACAUUCUAAAUUUGGAAUACCAAUCAACCCAGAUGAGUUUUCAACUUGCACACUAACUCAAGGAUCUGAUCAAGCAAAUUUGAUUAAAGCGGCUUCUCUGAUCAUUUGGGACGAAGCCCCAAUGAUGAGCAAGCACUGUUUUGAAUCCUUGGAUAGGAGUAUGGCUGACAUUGUUGGGAAUAAGGACAAUUUGCCUUUUGGUGGGAAAGUUGUUGUCCUAGGAGGCGAUUUUAGACAAGUGUUGCCUGUCAUUCAUGGAGCUGGAAGAGCUGAAAUUGUUUUGGCAUCUUUAAAUUCGUCUUAUCUUUGGAAACAUGUGAAAGUGUUGAAGCUGACAAAGAAUAUGAGGCUAAUGGCAAACGAUUUAUCCCCUGGAGAAGCUAAAGAUUUAGAAGAGUUUUCAAAGUCGAUAUUGGAUGUUGGAGAUGGAAAUAUAGGUGAGAGCAAUGAUGGGGAGGCUCUAAUCAAUAUUCCUGAAGAGUUUAUUAUUCUUGAUGAUCAGGAUCCUAUUGAGUCUAUAAGCAAAGCUGUGUAUGGUGAUGUGGUUUCUUUGCAGCAGAAUAAAGAACCCAAGUUUUUCCAAGAAAGAGCAAUACUAUGUCCAACUAACCAGGAUGUCGACAAGAUUAAUCAGCACAUGUUGGAUCAGUUUGAUGGUGAGGAAAGGAUCUACUUAAGCUCUGAUACAAUAGAUGCUUCAGAUAAAUUUUCAGUUAAUGAUCAAGCUCUGACUCCAGAUUUCUUAAACACCAUCAAAGUUUCAGGUUUACCUAAUCAUAGUCUUCGCUUAAAGAUUGGUUGUCCUGUGAUGUUGCUAAGAAACAUUGAUCCUACUGGGGGAUUAAUGAAUGGGACUCGACUUCAGAUUACAGAGAUGUACGAGAACAUAAUAAAGGCAAAAGUGAUUACAGGCGAUAAGGUUGGGCGAGUUGUUCUUAUUCCUAGGCUUGCUAUUACCCCUUCUGAGAAGAAGUUGCCUUUCAAGAUGAGGAGGAGGCAACUUCCUAUUGCUGUGGCCUUUGCCAUUACAAUUAAUAAGAGUCAGGGCCAAUCACUCUCAGAAGUUGGUAUUUAUCUACCUAGACCAGUCUUCUCUCAUGGCCAACUAUAUGUCGCAAUCUCUAGAGUUACAUCUAAGAAAGGGUUGAAGAUUUUGAUUGUCGACGAUGAAGGCAAGCCACAGAAACAAACAAUGAAUGUUGUUUACAAAGAGAUUUUCCAGAAUCUCUGA
Molecule: messenger RNA, 1554 nt
Organism: Brassica oleracea var. oleracea
Lineage: Eukaryota; Viridiplantae; Streptophyta; Magnoliopsida; Brassicales; Brassicaceae
Product: ATP-dependent DNA helicase PIF1-like
Exons: 2
Coding region: 1-1554 (517 amino acids)
Biological process (GO): DNA repair; telomere maintenance
Molecular function (GO): DNA helicase activity
Source: RefSeq, a predicted model, not a curated record